This is a messenger RNA of Alternaria alternata, 878 nucleotides long. RefSeq lists its product as hypothetical. The transcript has a single exon. The record is from RefSeq and is a predicted model, not a curated record. Lineage: Eukaryota; Fungi; Ascomycota; Dothideomycetes; Pleosporales; Pleosporaceae. The coding region runs from base 280 to 795 and encodes 171 amino acids.
CUUUCGCAGAGAUGGUAACGUCGAAGAAUGUAAUAAUGUAGUAAUAUUAGUAAUAGUAGUAGCAGUAGUAGUAGUGGCAGAGCAAGGAGCGAAUCAAUGAUGUGUAUGCGAGUAGGAAUGGCAAUGAUAGCGAGCGGAUGGCAGUAUUGAUGAACGAACGGAGAAGAACAUAUAAAAAUGAAGAACAGUCGUAUUAUAUGCUAAGGAAAGCAAGAAGUGCUGAAAGGGUCGGCAUUUCGAUGUAGCUAACCCACUGCGGGCGGAUUUCUCAGAGCACGGAUGCGGUGGGACUACAAUGUCAGUUUUGCGAUGUAUCGGGGAGCGGCCUCGAAGAUGUAUGGUGUUUUCGAAACGCAUUGGGAAGAAGGGCCGAUUGCUCCCAUUCGACGCGGCGGUAGAAUGUGUGGAGAAGCGUGCGGAACGAUGAUUGACAGUCACGGCGCUCAGCCGGGUCGCCGAUUUGUUUCAGGGCGCCUUGAGUCAGGCUUGUGGCUUGACCGUUCCACGUGGAACUUGAAAAGGGCCGACUCCGCGACUCGAGUGGCUUGCUCGGUGCACAUCCGCUCCGCGACUCGAGCGGCUUGCUCGGUGCACAUCCGCUCUGUUGACACGAGUGGUCCUGAACGACAAAACAGUGUGGCGUUGACUGUAUGGGAAUCAAGGAAGCAGCGCGAGUGCGAAACUAUAGAAACUGAUGAUCAAAGUGGAGCCAGCUUCCUAGAUAAAGUUCCAGAUGUCUUGUCAGUUGCUUUCCGAGUGAGUAGGUUCUGGCCUGUCGGUAUCUGGGGAACGUAGCCGGAUAUUUACUGUGCUUUUUCUGGCCGAUUGUGAAGUCGUGUGCUGAAGCCUGGAUAGCCUCAUGGCCGGCAGUGUCUCGU